Messenger RNA from Panicum hallii, 1061 nucleotides. RefSeq lists its product as uncharacterized. The transcript is spliced from 2 exons. The coding region runs from base 7 to 999 and encodes 330 amino acids. NCBI's taxonomy places the organism in Eukaryota, Viridiplantae, Streptophyta, Magnoliopsida, Poales, Poaceae. The record is from RefSeq and is a predicted model, not a curated record.
AUAAUCAUGCCUAUUGUUGGGCAACUAGUGGAUGCCGGUUGGGUGGUCAUGCAUUCAUGCUGGAGUGUAUAUCCACAAAGCUGUCCGGCCCAACAGAGUCUGCAGUCUGCACAGCUCGCUGGCAAGGAAAGCCGGUGCGCGUCCAUCCAUCUUUCCAUCAUGGGAAGCGGCAGCUCCGGCGAGGUGGGCGCGUCGGAGGCAAUCAGCCUCGUGCUGCGCAUCGCGACGGUGGGGCUGUCGCUGGCGUCGGCGAUCAUGACGGCCGCCUCGACGCAGUGCGUGCUCCGGGACAACGGCGUCGCCGCCGGCGCCGUCUCCUACGGCGACUACUACUCCUUCAAGUACUCGGCGCUCGCCGACCUGCUGUCCGCGGUGCUGCAGGGCGUGGCGAUCUACCUGGAGGCGACGAGGAAGGGCAAGGCGGCCAGGGCCGUCGAGCUCAUCGACAAGCUCGCGCAGGCGCUCACGUCCACGUCGGGGGCGCUGCUGCUCGCCGUCGACGACAUCACCUCCUGCGGCGGGCCGCCCCGAGGCGGGGGGACUGGCGGGCGGCGCCAGCGCGGCGGCGGCCUGUGCGGCCAGGCCGGCGCGUUCUGCGGGCGGUUCCGCGUGUCAUCGGCGCUCUCCGUCGCCGCGUCCGUGUCCGUCUCAGCGUCCGUUUACACGAGGCACGCCCCGGUGGCCGUCACGCUGGCGCCGAGGCCGGCGCCGCCGUCCGCACCGAAGGUGAAAGUAGUCGUGCGCAGAGAAGACGAGGGUGGUAGAAAUGAGAAGGAAGAAGAGGUAGAGAAAUGUGAGGUUGAGUUGAUUGUGACGGAGAAGGCGAAGGAGAAGGACGACAAGGAGGAAGAGAAGAAGGAUGACGGGGUGGUGAAGGACAAAGAGUGUUGCACAGAGGUUAGCACGCCGCCGGCGAUGCCGCCGCCGUGGUGCCGGUGCCCGAGGCUGACGAUCCCGUGCGACUGCGAGGACCCGGAACUGUGCGGCGCCUUCUUCUAGAUAGAAGGCCCCGUGCUCGCCGUGCUCGAGCUUGACCGAGCCGUAUCCAUGGAGCUUUGUGA